Molecule: messenger RNA, 1856 nt
Organism: Drosophila gunungcola (fruit fly)
Lineage: Eukaryota; Metazoa; Arthropoda; Insecta; Diptera; Drosophilidae
Gene: Ir56a
Exons: 3
Coding region: 78-1856 (592 amino acids)
Source: RefSeq, a predicted model, not a curated record
GUAAAAUGUAAUGGCCUCUAAUAACAAAGCAAACAAGGGCUGCCAGCAAGGCUUUAUAAAGGGUCAACUGUCGAGCGAUGGGGUCAAAGUCAGAAAAAGCAGCCAUGGGGAGUCGUUUCUACAUGCGGAACUUUAUCCUCUUUGGUCUCUUGGCCAGCAGUUAUCUGCAGAUUCCAGUCGGAGAAAUGGAGGCCAAUCUGGACAGAGAAAUCAGUGUCUUGUUUAAAAUACUUCAAAAAUUGCAGACAAUAUAUGGACUCGACCGAGCUAUUACAUUUACGGGAAACGUCGAGCUAAGGCCUUCGCUUGAGCAGCGUGCCAUGGACACCAUUUCUCUACCGCUCUAUAGUGUUCGAUUCGAACUUGGAGUGCUUAAUCAACGCUACCCGAGUGAUAAUUAUGUGGUAAUUGUUAUUUUCACUGGCCUGGAUGAUCCCUCACUGGCCGCCGUCAAGGACAAGGCGCUUCAAAAUACCGAGGUGUUCUUCGUCUUUCUCUACACUUCACCGCGGAAUGAGAAACUGACGAUAAUUACAACAGUGCUCAUUGUUCGCAACAACACCAAUAUCGAACAGUGGUCGUAUUUCUAUUUGAGAAACAUAAACAUAGUUAGGCUCGAUGUGGGUGAACCGUUUUUGUCCGUCAUGCGAAAGAAUAGCUACAAGUUUUCCGUUCAAGUAGUGAAUGAUCCACCAUCUGUGUUUUGGUACAACUCAUCGGAUCAAGCGGCUGUGACUGGCGGUGGAAAUAUUAGUUUGUCCGGCUGCAUUGGCCUGAUGAUCGUGGAGUUCAUACGCUACCUAAAUGCCACUUUUUACAUUCUUCCGGUUUCGGGACAGCAAACCUCUCAAUACGAGGUCAUUCAGCUGCCAGGCAACCAAAGCGUCGAUGUGGUGGCCAAUAUGGUGGACAACGACAGCCUUAAAUCGUUUAGCCCCAUGGUGACGGACUCCCAGAUUUGCGUGGUAGUCCCGAAUCAUCGGCUGUUGGCCCCGUACAGAUAUAUUGACAAGAAUGUUAACAUCCGUACAUACCCAAUCAUUUCUCUUUCAAUUCUGGGUGUGUUCUUUAUCAAGUAUUUCGCCCACCGCAGAAGAUCGCUUCUGGACCCGAUCUUCAGCAGCUUUCGUUUUCAUCUAGCUAUUCCGCUGCCCGGUGGUCAAUUAGAUCGAUUGCCCUUGGCGGAUAAGUUAGUGGAAGUAUUCUCAUUUUUUUUCCUCGGACUCUUGGUGGGUGCAACUGUAUCAGUGAUGUCUACCGCUUUUACAACGGGUAUGUGGGAGCCUCAGAUCACGAACGUUGAAACGAUGCGAGCUAGUGGUCUGAAGAUUCUGACGGCCGAUCCAACAAUCCUGCAGGUUUUUAAGGACAACAUUUUGCCCAGUUCGUUGGCAGAUCUUGUAACUGUUGUGGAUAUGCGGACAAAGUUUCGCUACAUGACCGGCUUAAAUCACAACUUCGCCUAUGUGGUGAAAACGCACAACUGGAAAGCAUUACGGCUAUACCAGCAGCAUAUAAAGACAGAACCCUUUCAGAUCGCUGGGAAAGAACUCUGCUCCAGGGUCCGUGCCAUACGAAUACCCAUUUCUCCAAAGUCGCCGCUAAGGUUCUUGUACUUAUCAUAUUUCAGUACCGUUUUUGAGUCUGGUCUCCUUCAGAAAUGGGAUCAGAUGGGCUUCAAAAAGUACCGUGAACUUAACAGCUUAUUUAAGCUGCCCUCGGAUGUGAAAAAUCAUUUUAGACCGCUUUCGGUAGAUUAUUUUUUGGUUUUCAUAUGGCUUUACAUGGGCGGAAUGUUUGUCAGCACAUUGGUAUUUGCUAUCGAACUACUGAUCAACAAAUAUCGUCAUAAGUAA